AUGCCCUCGCCCAUGCCCGAGCCGAGUGAGAAGCAGUGGGUCACAGUCAGGACAACUCUUCCAACCGUCCCAUACCCUCUCACAGAGUCGCGUGCGCCCAUCACAACGUCGCGACUCCUCAUCCGGCCGUUGGCGGACAGCGACCUGGAGACUUUGCACGUCCUUCAGACACAGCCCCAAGUAGUGCAAUGGUCCAGCCGCGCUGUCUUUAAUGCCAGCGUUGAAGUCACCCGGAAGAUACUCCGUGACAAGCUCGCGGACGAUUUGGCCACGUACGAGAUGGCCAUCUGCUUGCGCGACUCCGGGGAGAUGAUCGGCAUCGGAGGAUCGCAUCGCCGUGUCGGUAACCUGGGCUGGCCGGUGCUCAGCUACGCGUUGCGGUUUGAGCAUUGGGGAAAGGGCUAUGCGACAGAGUUCCUCCAAGCGUUUCUGCGCCGGUGGUGGGCGCUGCCGAGGGAAGAGGUGGAGGCGCGCGUCGAGGCCAGCACGGUCAGAGGUGACGGCGACGUCAAGGACGAGUGUGUGACAUCCGUGGCAACGGAGCGAAACGUCGCCAGCCAGAGGGUCAUGGCCAAGAGUGGCAUGCGCCUGGCCAAAGUGUGGCGAGAAAAAGACUUGUCCAAGCCCGACGAGGAAGCACUGAUCACGCUGCUGGGCUUUGCGACGACAAAGCCCUCGGAAUGA
Messenger RNA from Purpureocillium lilacinum, 684 nucleotides. RefSeq lists its product as uncharacterized. Lineage: Eukaryota; Fungi; Ascomycota; Sordariomycetes; Hypocreales; Ophiocordycipitaceae. Gene Ontology annotation, molecular function: acyltransferase activity, transferring groups other than amino-acyl groups. The record is from RefSeq and is a predicted model, not a curated record.